AAAAAUUCUGCUGAAAUUGUGUAAUUAUCAUUUUUAAAUCACUAAUCCCCGACAAAAACAAAAAUCACUAAUCAACACUUUAUAAUUUUUUCCUAUUUUAACAGUUACAAUACUAAAUGCGUCAAUCAGCCAUUUAAGAGAGUUUGCCUUUUCCGUCUCUUCUUCUUCUUCUUCUUCUUCUUUGAUCAUCUAUUUAAGGAUCUAGAGAAACCACUUCGAAACGAUGAGAGAGAUAGGUCUCUCCUCAAAAUUACCAAACACAAUUAGCUCCAAUAACUGAAACAAAUCACUCUCACCCAAACAAAACUUUUCAAGAGUCCUCCUUUUUUCUAAAACCCUAUUCCGAGAAAUCAAUCAACAACAACUCGAAGGAGAUGGAUCUAGAAGAGUGGGAAUUACUCCCUAGAAACAUCUACAAGGGUCUCGAUCUUGAUCUCGGUCAUGAAGACGAUCAUGAAGCUACGAAGAUGAUGAGAAGCACCGGAAAAAGCUUCGACAGUGAUUACUUCAUCUGCCCAAUUCAAGAUUCUGUCGGGAAAACAGAGCUUCUUCAUCAUAGAUCUAGCGUGGUCCCCACACAACUCCUCCAAAUUCCCAUAACUUGGGAACCUUUAUCCCCCGUGGACGACAACAAAGAUCACAAGAAGUACCCGGAUCCGGAUUUCUCGGAACCAGACCCGGAACUGUUGACGGAGUCUCUUCCGUCGCCGAGAAUAACCUUCAAGAAAACGAAGGAAACCGAAUUUGCCGACAUGAAAAUAGAUUCACCAGCAGCGAGGUUCACUAGUCCCCUGCCUCGGAACGAUGAGAAACACUCUGACUCAGAAGGAGGGUUAGGAGGCGAGUCCUAUGAUGAGAUCAUGGGAUCAGAGGUUGAAGAAGGUAGUGACUUGAGGAGCAAGAAAGAGGUUGAGUGGGAUGAAGGUGAAAAAGUGAAUCUGUGGAAAAAAGGUCUUAAUGGAAUUGGAGCUAUAUGUUCAUUUGGUGUUGCAGCUGCUGCAGCCACCAUAUGUGUCUUCUUCCUUGGACACAACAGUAGCAUCCAAGGUGGUCGGAACAAGAACCAAAUCUUAAGGUUUCAGAUUUACUCUGAUGAUAAUAAGCGAAUGAACGAAGUAGUGAAACAUGCAACAAAGAUAAAUGAAGCAAUCUCUGUGAUGAAAGGUCUUCCAGUGGCAAGAGCUCAGAUCUCUUUUGGAGGAUACUACGAUGCACUUUGAAUCAUACCCAUAACUAAAUCAGUACAUCAGAUCCAAUGUCUUCUGCUUAAUCACCAAUGGGUUUUAUAGCUUAUGUAUUUACGAAUUUAGAAUAUUCAAUAAAAUAAGGUUUGUAAAUUUUGUAUUCUUUUGUCCGAAUGCAUACAACAUCAAGUUAUAGUGAACCAUGAUAUA
Arabidopsis lyrata subsp. lyrata is the source of this 1394-nucleotide messenger RNA. RefSeq lists its product as uncharacterized. The record is from RefSeq and is a predicted model, not a curated record. The transcript has 2 exons. NCBI's taxonomy places the organism in Eukaryota, Viridiplantae, Streptophyta, Magnoliopsida, Brassicales, Brassicaceae. Bases 375 to 1220 code for a protein of 281 amino acids.